AUGGCCGGUAAGCUUUUGUACACCAUUAUUUCAGUUGUUGCGGCCCGAUCAAUGGAAGAUGGCAAGGCAAACACAUUUUUGAUCGCGGACCCAAAUACACGAAACAAGCUAAUCAAAAGAUCAGAUGAACCCCGACGCUCCGGCCGGGCCACCAAAGGCCAGCACAAGAACCUCGAGCUACCAGAUGCCCCCGGAAAGAAAGGCAAGGGCAAAGGCUUGAAGGACAAGAACGCCAAAUCCUCCGCAGAACCCACACCCGGUCCCAGCGAAGGAGAAGGAGGAGAAGAGGAGGAGGAGGAGAUCAUUCGCUGCAUUUGCGGUGAAUACGAAGAAGAAGAGGAUGUGGAGCGUGACAUGAUCUGUUGCGACCAAUGUUCAGCAUGGCAACACAACGACUGCAUGGGCCUUACAUUCACGAAAGGCCAAGAACCUGAUCAGUACUAUUGCGAACAAUGUCGACCGGAAAACCACAAAGUCCUUUUGGAAAAGAUCAAUGCCGGGGAAAGGCCUUGGGAAGAAGUCGCUGAGAGGCGUCGUCAAGAGGCCGAGGAGAAAAAGUCCAAGCGCAAGAAGGGCAAGAAGGGAGCUCGUAAAUCUAGACCGAGUGAAAGCAGGACAGAUGCCAGCACACCGAUGCGCACUGCACCCUCCAUCACACCUGGUCCGCUCGGUUCUCCUAGGACUGGUGUGUCCGCGUCGGCCGAACCAGAGAAGAAUGGCCAUGCCGUUGAUUCCCGGCGGUCCAGCACAAAUAAGCGCAAGCUUGAAGAGUCAGUCGAGGUAGAGAAUGUAAGUGUUUGCUUCCCACCAAACCUCUUUUUGAAGCCCGUUAACCUUUCCAUCUACCAGGGACCGCAGAUUAAACAACAGCGCGUAUCCCCUCAAUCUAUCACCGCAGCUGUCCCACAAAUCAAGGCAGACGAUGCUAGCGAGACGCUAGCAACUUCAACGCUGGAGGAGCUGAUGCCCACGAGAAGGAGUAUAGCUUUACUUCUCAUCAAGUUCUUGGCAGAUCAACUCGCCGUGGCGUUGAAAGCCGGGUCAUUUGCAUUGCGUGCGAACCAGUCGUCGGAGGACUUGGCACGGCAGCUCGGUCUAUCUAUUGAGGAUGCUAUGUAUGAGAGUAUCUGCGGGCGGUCAGGCGAACCGAGUGAAACAUAUAAAUCGCAAUUACGGUCGAUCAUGUUCAAUGUAAAGAAGAAUGCUUCUCUGCGAGAUCGCUUGCUCGUAGGCAGUCUCUCCCCCAAGGUGUUGUCUCAAAUGACAUCUGGAGAGAUGGCGAGCGAGGAAUUGCAGCAGAAGGAUGCCGAAAUCAAGCGAGAGGCAGAACGACAGCACAUGAUCAUCCAAGAGCAAGGUCCUCGCAUUCGACGCACCCAUAAAGGAGAAGAGUUGAUUGAGGAUGAAAACCAUGGUGCGAACGAAUCCGUUUUCUCAAGGGCCCCCCGUCGUGCUCCCGGCGAAGGUGACGGCAGCCCCACAGAAGGAAGCCCGACAAGCCCAAAGGGACCUCAGCAUACCAGAUCAGACAGCUUCACCCGGGGCCCUUCUCCUGGAGGUAAUCACCACGAGGACGUCUUCCCAGAAGUGGCCCCCAAUGUUCGCGAGCCUGUGCCUAGCGGAAGGGUCCAAGCAGAUGCCGAGAUUGACCAGCUCUUGCGAGACGAUGAACCUUACUCCCCUCCAUACUCCCCCAAAGACUUCAACGACGAUGGCAUAAUCUGGCGCGGCAAGGUGACUAUGCCUCCCAUCGGAGAAUUUUCCUCAACAGCCAAGCAUGUGGGAGGUGCCGACUUGAGUGGCCGAAUCCCAUGGAGCCAACUCGCCCCAUCUACGUUCUUUGUUGAUGGACGCAUUGACAUCCAACGAGCCACAGAUUAUCUCUGCGGUCUUCAGUUCAGCAAAUCAACCGAUGUCUCUGUCAUUGCAGUCAGCAGCCCCGACCAGCCCGAGCAAAAAGCUGGCUUCGACCAGAUGUUUGACUAUUUCCACAGCCGUGGUCGUUAUGGUGUGAUUGGAAAACACCCAUUGUCUGCCGUCAAGGACACAUACCUUGUUCCCAUGGAGGUCGGCACCACAACCAUGCCGGAAUUCAUUGAGCUCUUGGAAAACAUUUCCCUGGAAGGACCCAUCACUGAACGCAUUCUUCUCACAAUUUUCGUCGUCAAGACGGGAGAGUCCAACCCCCCCUCUGUUCAGCCACCCUCUCACCAAGCUAGCCAGGAGCCACCCGUCUCUGCUAGUCCCCUCACAGCCAAUUCAUCAACGCCCCAACAGCCUCAAUUUGUCACAGGAGUGGCGCCAACACCUCCGCACUAUGCUGGAUACAACUCGAACCCUGCACAGUCAGGCCAGUUCUCCAACCAACAGCCAUCUCUGACUGGGCUUCCAGCUGCAGUGCAGGUACUAGGCUCACAAGUGGAAGCCCCAGCUAUUCAGCAAUUGUUGAAAACUGCACCCAAUGUGGACAUGGCACAGCUUAAUGUCGUCCGUGACAUCUUGACUCGCCAACCUGCUGCCGCCGACAGCUACGAUGCCUUGAUGCAAGCUCUAUUUGAGAUCCAGGUGAAUGGUGGCCAGGUUCCUAAAUAG
Messenger RNA from Penicillium soppii, 2592 nucleotides. RefSeq lists its product as uncharacterized. Bases 1 to 2592 code for a protein of 863 amino acids. Lineage: Eukaryota; Fungi; Ascomycota; Eurotiomycetes; Eurotiales; Aspergillaceae. The transcript has a single exon. Gene Ontology annotation, molecular function: RNA polymerase II transcription regulatory region sequence-specific DNA binding. Gene Ontology annotation, cellular component: nucleus. Gene Ontology annotation, biological process: DNA-templated transcription; regulation of mRNA 3'-end processing; transcription elongation by RNA polymerase II. The record is from RefSeq and is a predicted model, not a curated record.